CUUUUCUUUUUUUUCUGCACUCACGUUGGAAACAACAAUUAACAGCUUCAUCAAGUGACCUUUUAAGUCGUUUUUUGGUGAAGGUCCCAGCGAUGCUCAGUCUAAGGUGUAUUGCUGCAGUAGCCGUCUUCUGCUGCCUCUGCGGUUGUUAUGGGCAGUCGGACGUUGAAGAGCUGGCAAGGGCAGUUACUAGAUUCUCCAAGAAGCAGAUCCAGUCCUGGGUUCAAAAGGAUAAUUGGUAUUACAGCCUAUCCCCUCUGAGUAGCCACAUAACAAUCUCCUUUCUUCACUACGCUUCAGUCGGUGACACACGGCAGAGACUGGGUCACGCAUUAGAGGUAGAGACUAUCACUGAUCCACAUGAGAUCUACCAUGACUUUCUUCAAGAGCUCAACUCCAGCAGUUGCCUGUCUGUUUUCAAUAGAAUGUGGACCAACCCCAGCUUCUAUAUGUACCCAAUGUUUCUAAAUGGCAUGCUUAGCUUCUUCAGUGCGCCUUCAAUGAACUUUAUUAUGGGGGUCGAUACGCAGCACUGGAUAGACCAGUGGCUCUAUAAACUCACUAACCACACGCUUGAACAUUUGAUCAGAGAACGGGACAUUACACUGAGUACUAACCAGGCCUCCGUCAAUGUCCUCAUGCUGAACACCACCUGGUCAACACCUUUCUUACCCGAGGACACCGUCGAGGGAAACUUCACCGUGGAAAAGAACUACAUCGUAGUCCCCGCCUAUUUCAUGAGGAGGUUGGGAUUUUUUCAGACCAAAGACUUGGGCUUUGCAAAAGUGGUGAGGUUCCCCUUGAAAAACCCCAGAUUUUCGUUCUACAUUGUUACCAGCGCAGACAUGCCCAAGCUGGAGCACACGAUAGCCAGAGAGGACUUCGAUUUGAGCAGCCUGUUUGAUAACAUGACGACAAGCUAUGUGGAUCUCUCCCUCCCGAGGCUCAACAUCACUGUGAGCGUUGACCUCCAAGACGACUUGGACUACAUGAACUGUUCCAGUAUUUACCGCGGAAACGCCCAAUUCUUCAGGAUGACAGAUGUCGGAGUGUGGGUGGGAAAAACCAUCACAGUCUAUAGCAUCACAGUGGAUGAGUCUGGACUCGUGGUCAUGUCCGCUUCAUCAGCUAUCACGGGUUACGGGAUGAACGAUGCUGAACCCACUCCAGCAACGAAUACCCCAGCAUCGAAUACCCCAGCAACGAAAACCCCAGAAUCGAAUACCCCAGCAACAAAUACCCCUGUGGCUGGUUCUACCACGCCAACGACGUAUACGACCGACUCUCCGUUCUUGUACUUUGUAGCAGACGACAAGUACAAAAUGAUAUUGUUUCAAGGCAAGGUCAGAAAAGUCCACGAACAUUAUCCGUUCGUUUAAACACAUUACACUCAAGGAAGGCCCUGCGUCAUAACUCGUAAGAAGGUGACGCACACCCAGAGAAUUGACAAGAUAUCUAGAUCUAUAUUUCUUAAUGAAUGGGAAAAAAAAUAUUUUAGUGCCGAUAAAAACUCCAAGUAACCAAUGUACAUCAGGUUUGUCAAAAAAAGUUCCAGGUAGCUAAAGUUCAUUUUCCCAAAUAAAAUAUGUAGAAAGGAAGAUCUUCCUCUGUGACGUGUUUUCAAUUAGCAAAUUUGGAGCAAUAAAUAUCUGCAUGAUUUUUCAA
Biomphalaria glabrata is the source of this 1665-nucleotide messenger RNA. RefSeq names its product alpha-1-antiproteinase-like. The record is from RefSeq and is a predicted model, not a curated record. Bases 93 to 1379 code for a protein of 428 amino acids. NCBI's taxonomy places the organism in Eukaryota, Metazoa, Mollusca, Gastropoda, Planorbidae. The transcript has 4 exons. Gene Ontology annotation, molecular function: serine-type endopeptidase inhibitor activity.